Messenger RNA from Arabidopsis lyrata subsp. lyrata, 1422 nucleotides. RefSeq names its product 26S protease regulatory subunit 6A homolog B. NCBI's taxonomy places the organism in Eukaryota, Viridiplantae, Streptophyta, Magnoliopsida, Brassicales, Brassicaceae. Gene Ontology annotation, molecular function: proteasome-activating activity; ATP binding; ATP hydrolysis activity. The record is from RefSeq and is a predicted model, not a curated record. Gene Ontology annotation, cellular component: proteasome regulatory particle, base subcomplex. Gene Ontology annotation, biological process: proteasome-mediated ubiquitin-dependent protein catabolic process.
UGGAAUAAAACUCAGGCUGGUAAGGGAGAUGGCAACGUCGACGGCGAUGGCGGAGGAUACGAGCUUCGAGGAAGACCAACUAGCUUCCAUGACUCCUGAUGACAUCCCUAGAGCUUCUCGUCUCUUAGCCAACGAGAUUCGCAUCCUCAAGGAAGAAUUGCAGAGGGCAAACCUUGAUUUGGAAUCAGUGAAGGAGAAAAUAAAGGAGAACCAGGAGAAGAUUAAGCUAAACAAACAGCUUCCUUACUUAGUCGGCAAUAUCGUUGAGAUUCUUGAGAUGAGUCCAGAGGAUGAUGCAGAGGAAUAUGGAGCGAAUAUCGAUCUGGACUCUCAGAGGAAGGGAAAAUGCGUCGUUCUUAAAACAUCAACUCGCCAGACCAUCUUUCUCCCCGUUGUUGGACUUGUUGAUCCGGAUACAUUGAAGCCUGGGGACUUAGUUGGAGUUAACAAAGAUAGCUACUUGAUUCUGGAUACUUUGCCGUCUGAAUAUGAUUCAAGAGUAAAAGCAAUGGAGGUUGACGAAAAACCUACUGAAGACUACAAUGAUAUAGGGGGACUAGAGAAGCAGAUACAAGAACUUGUUGAAGCCAUUGUGUUGCCAAUGACUCAUAAAGAGCAGUUCGAAAAGUUGGGUAUCCGUCCACCCAAAGGUGUACUCUUGUAUGGUCCUCCUGGAACCGGAAAGACGUUGAUGGCCCGAGCUUGUGCAGCACAGACAAAUGCAACUUUCCUGAAACUAGCAGGGCCACAACUUGUUCAGAUGUUCAUUGGAGAUGGAGCAAAACUUGUCCGUGAUGCUUUCCUGCUUGCAAAAGAGAAAUCCCCUUGUAUUAUAUUCAUAGACGAGAUUGACGCAAUUGGGACAAAGCGUUUUGAUAGCGAAGUUAGUGGAGACCGUGAGGUGCAAAGGACAAUGUUGGAGCUGCUCAACCAGCUGGAUGGAUUCAGCAGCGAUGAUCGCAUCAAGGUUAUUGCAGCGACAAAUCGUGCUGAUAUACUAGAUCCUGCCCUUAUGCGUUCUGGUCGUUUGGAUCGUAAAAGGCACCCCACUGAAGAAGCUAGAGGCAGGAUCUUACAGAUACAUUCAAGGAAAAUGAAUGUGAAUGCAGACGUCAAUUUUGAAGAGCUUGCUCGAUCAACGGAUGAUUUCAAUGGAGCUCAACUCAAAGCAGUGUGUGUUGAAGCGGGUGUGCUUGCCCUGCGCCGGGAUGCAACUGAGGUGAACCAUGAGGAUUUCAAUGAAGGUAUAAUUCAAGUACAAGCCAAGAAGAAAGCAAGCUUAAAUUACUACGCCUAAGUCCUCUUUUAUGUACACUCCUUUCUCCUAUUUACAUCAUAGUAAAGUUCAAGUUGUAGUCUCAGCUUUUGAAUCUGGAAGUGGAACCCCUUCAAAGUGUGGUUAUAAAAAUUCAUUUUGACAUA